CGGCUUGCUGGUGACCCGGAUGUGAGCCUGAAACGGUUCCGGGGUCAGAGCCGGCAGGAUGGCGGCGGACACGCAGGUUUCUGAGACGCUGAAGCGUUUUGCAGUAAAAGUGACUACAGCCAGUGUGAAGGAGCGAAGAGAGAUCCUUAACGAUCUUGGGAAAUGUGUCGCUGGGAAAGACCUGCCCGAGGGAGCGGUGAAAGGCCUCUGCAAGCUCUUCUGCCUGACUCUGCAUCGGUACCGAGAUGCCGCAUCUCGCAGAGCCCUGCAGUCUGCCAUCCAGCAGCUGGCGGAAGCUCAGCCCGAGGCCACGGCCAGGAACCUGCUCCAGUCUUUGCAGUCUUCAGGUGUUGGUGGCAAAGCAGGUGUGCCCAGCAAGAGCAGCGGAUCUGCGGCUUUGCUGGCGCUCUCCUGGACCUGCCUGCUCGUCCGUGUCGUCUUUCCUACUCGGACCAAGAGACAAGGAGAGACCUGGAGGAAGCUGGUGGAGGUUCAGUGCCUGCUCCUGUUGGAAGUCCUGGGCGGCUCUCACAAGCACGCGGUGGACGGCGCCGUGAAGAAGCUGAACACGCUGUGGAAAGAGAACUCGGGCCUGGUGGACCAGUACCUGUCUGUCAUCCUCAGCCUUGAGCCGAGCCACAACUAUGCCGGCAUGCUCGGGCUCCUGGUGCAGUUCUGCACGAGCCAGAAAGAGAUGGACGUGGUCAACAGGCACAAGAGUGCCCUGCUGGACUUCUACAUGAAGAACAUCCUGAUGAGCAAAGUCAAGCCUCAGAGGUACCUGCUGGAUCACUGUGCCCCAAUUCUCCGCUACAUCUCGCACUCUGAAUUCAAGGACCUGGUGCUGCCCUCCCUGCAGAAAUCCUUACUUCGGAGCCCUGAAAACGUCAUUGAAACUGUCUCCUGUUUAUUGGCAUCAGUGACCCUUGACCUCAGCCAGUACGCCCUGGACAUCGUGAAAGGCCUGGCUAGUCAGCUAAAGUCUAACACCCCCCAGCUGAUGGACGAGGCCGUGGUGGCCCUGAGGAACCUGGCGCGCCAGUGCAGUGACCCGUCAGCCAUGGAGUCCUUGACAAGACACCUCUUUGCUAUCCUUGGCGGCUCUGAGGGGAAGCUGACCAUUGUUUCUCAGAAGAUGAGUGUCCUCUCAGGCAUCGGGAGUUUCAGCCACCACGUGGUCUCUGGGCUCUCCAGCCAAGCCCUGAGUGGGACCGUGGCCGAGCUCUUCAUUCCUUUCCUCCAGCAAGAAGUUCACGAGGGCACCUUGGUCCAUGCUGUCUCCACCCUUGCUCUCUGGUGUAACCGCUUCACCACCGAAGUGCCCAGGAAGGUCAUCGAGUGGCUGAAGAAGGCCUUCAGCCUGAAGACGUCCACGUCUGCUGUGAGACAUGCUUACCUGCAGUGCAUGCUUAUUUCCUUCCGAGGUGACACGCUCCUUCAAGGAAUGGACUUUCUGCCCCUGCUGAUCCAGACGGUAGAAAAGGCAGCAUCCCAGAGCACUCAGGUUUCCAUAGUAACAGAAGGUGUUGCUGCAGCUUUGCUGAUUUGCAGACUGUCUGUGAUCGACACUCAAGCUGAGGCCAAGCUCAAUAGCUUUUGGCAGCUGAUUGUAGAUGAGAAGAAGCAGCUUUUUACCUCCGAGAAGUUCCUGUUGUUGGCUUCGGAGGAUGCCUUGUGCACCGUGCUGCAGUUGGCGGAGAGGCUGUUCCUGGAUCACGCUCACCGACUCCCCGGCAGCAAAGUCCAGCAGUAUCACCGGGCCCUGGUGGCCGUGCUCCUGAGCCGAACCUGGCACGUGCGGAGGCAGGCCCAGCAGACGGUCCGGAAGCUCCUGUCCUCCCUGGGCGGCUACACGCUGGCCCACGGGCUGCUGGACGAGCUGAAAGCCAUCCUCAACUCUCACAAGGUCUUGCCAGCCGAGUCUCUGGUGACCGAAUCUGGGGAGCUGUCGGAACAGGGAAAGGCCUACGUGCCUCCUCGCGUCCUCCAGGAGACCUUGUGUGUGAUCUCGGCCGUGCCCGGGAUAGAGGCCGAUAUCGCAGAGACGGAGAGGCUGGCGAAGGAGAUGCUGAUCGUCACCCAUCAUCCUUCCAUAGUGGCGGUGCAGUCGGGGCUCUGGCCGGCCCUGCUGGUGAAGAUGAAGAUCAACCCCACGGAUUUCAUCACAAAGCAUCUGGAUCAGAUUCUCCCCAGGAUCAACACUCAGAUACCCUUGAACCAGUCGUCCAUGAACGCCAUGGGCUCCCUCUCCGUCCUGUCCCCUCACCGGGUCCUCCCGCAGCUGAUCGGCACCAUCACGGCGGCGGUGCAGAACCCGGCCCUGAGCCAGGUCACCAGGGAGGAGUUCGCCAUCAUGAAAACCCCGCCGGGGGAACUGUAUGACAAGUCCGUGAUUCCGAGCGCCCAGCAGGACAGCACGAAGAAGGCCAACAUGAAGCGCGAGAACAAAGCCUACUCCUUCAAGGAGCAGAUCAUCGAGCUGGAGCUGAAGGAGGAGAUAAAGAAGAAGAAGGGCAUCAAGGACGAGGUCCAGCUGACCAGCAAACAGAAGGAGAUGAUGCGGGCCCAGCUGGACAAGGAGGCCCAGAUCCGGAGGCGGCUGCAGGAGCUGGACAGUUCCCUGGAGGCGGCCCUUGGGCUCCUGGACACCAUUCUGAGCAGGAACCCGCCGGGGCUGACCCAGUACAUCCCCAUCUUGGUGCGCUCUUUCUUGCCGUUGCUGAAGUCGCCCUUGGCCGCUCCCAGGAUCAAGGACCCUUUCUUGUCUUUGUCCGGCUGCGUCAUGCCCCCGAGGCUGAAGACUUUGGGUACCUUGGUGAGCCACGUGACUCUGCGUCUGCUGAGACCCGAGUGUGUCCUGGACAAGUCCUGGUGCCAGGAGGACCUUUCGGCCGCCACCCAGCGGGCUGUGAGCCUCUUACACGCCCACACCGUCCCUGUCAAGAUAGGCAAGGGAGAGCCAGAUGCUUCGCCCCUCUCCGCCCCAGCCUUCUCCUUGGUCUUUCCUUUCCUGAAGAUGGUGCUGACUGAGAGCCCCGGCCGGAGCGAGGACAGCGAGCAGCUCAUGGUCCAGAUCUUGCAGAUCCUCACGGUCCAUGCGCAGCUGAGAUCGUCCCCGUCCCCGAGGAACCAGGCCCUGUGGGUGGAUGAGAACGGACCCGAGCUGCUGCCGCGAACAGACAUGCUGCGGCUGCUGACGGGAGUGAUCGGCACCGGCUCUCCCCGCCUGCAGGGCCUGGCUGCAGACACCCUGAAGGCCUUGUGCGCCAGCAGCAGCGGGGACGACGGCUGUGCUUUUGCGGAACAGGAGGAGGUGGAUGUGCUCCUGCAGGCCCUGCGGUCCCCGUGCUCCAGUGUGCGGGACACGGCCCUCCAGGGCUUGAGGGAGCUCCAGAUGGUGCUGCCGACCCCCGACAGCGACGAGAAGAACGGCCUGAACCUGCUGCGCAGACUCUGGGUGGUGAAGUUUGACAGCGAGGAGGAGAUUCGGAAGCGGGCCGAGAGGCUUUGGGAGGCCAUGAACUUGGAGCUUCAGCCUGACCUCUGCUCCAUGCUGAUCGACGACGUGAUCUACCACGAGGCGGCCGUCCGGCAGGCGGGGGCCGAGGCCCUUUCCCAAGCCGUGGCCCGGUACCCGCGGCAGGCCGCCGAGGUCAUGGGGAGGCUCAUGGAGAUCUACCAGGAAAAGCUCUAUAGGCCCCCCCCGAUCUUGGAUGCCCUAGGACGAGUGAUCUCGGAAUCUCCGCCAGAUCAGUGGGAAGCCAGGUGCGGCCUGGCCUUGGCUCUGAACAAGCUCUCGCAGUAUUUGGACAGCUCCCAGGUGAAGCCGCUUUUCCAGUUCUUUGUUCCCGAUGCCCUCAAUGACCGCAGCCCCGACGUCCGCAAGUGCAUGCUGGACGCUGCGCUCUCGACGCUCAACACGCACGGCAAGGACAACGUCAACUCCCUGCUGCCCGUGUUCGAGGAGUUCCUGAAGGACGCCCCCAACGACGCCAGCUAUGACGCCGUCCGGCAGAGCGUGGUGAUCCUGAUGGGCUCCCUGGCCAAGCAUCUGGACAAGAGCGACCCCAAAGUGAAGCCCAUCGUGGCCAAGCUGGUGGCCGCGCUCUCCACGCCCUCCCAGCAGGUCCAGGAGUCGGUGGCCGGCUGUCUGCCGCCCUUGGUGCCCGCCAUCAAAGAGGAUGCCGGGGGCAUGAUCCAGAAGCUGAUGCAGCUGCUGCUGGAAUCCGACAAGUACGCCGAGCGCAAGGGGGCGGCCUACGGCCUCGCGGGCCUGGUCAAGGGCCUGGGCAUCCUCUCCCUGAAGCAGCAGGAGAUGAUGACCACACUGACCGAUGCCAUCCAGGACAAGAAGAAUUUCCGCCGGCGAGAGGGGGCCCUCUUUGCCUUCGAGAUGCUCUGCACAAUGCUGGGGAAGCUCUUCGAGCCGUACGUCGUUCACGUGUUGCCGCACUUACUGCUCUGCUUUGGAGAUGGCAACCAGUAUGUGCGCGAGGCUGCAGAUGACUGUGCCAAAGCCGUGAUGAGUAACCUGAGUGCUCACGGCGUGAAGCUGGUUCUCCCCUCCUUAUUGGCUGCCCUCGAGGAGGAGUCCUGGAGGACCAAAGCUGGCUCCGUGGAAUUGCUUGGGGCAAUGGCAUACUGUGCCCCGAAGCAGCUAUCUUCUUGCCUCCCCAAUAUUGUGCCCAAGCUCACCGAGGUCCUAACUGAUUCUCAUGUGAAAGUGCAGAAGGCUGGACAGCAGGCGCUAAGGCAGAUUGGCUCUGUCAUCCGGAAUCCCGAGAUCUUGGCUAUUGCUCCGGUCCUUCUGGACGCCUUGACGGAUCCCUCCAGGAAGACUCAGCAGUGCCUGCAGACCCUGCUCGAUACCAAGUUUGUCCAUUUCAUCGAUGCCCCGUCCUUGGCUCUCAUCAUGCCCAUUGUCCAGAGAGCCUUCCAGGACCGAUCCACCGACACCCGGAAAAUGGCCGCCCAGAUCAUUGGCAACAUGUACUCUCUGACAGACCAGAAGGACUUGGCCCCUUACCUUCCGAGCGUGACCCCUGGGCUGAAAGCCUCUCUGUUGGACCCUGUGCCCGAGGUCCGGACGGUGUCUGCGAAGGCCUUGGGAGCCAUGGUGAAAGGCAUGGGCGAGUCCUGCUUUGAGGACUUGCUGCCCUGGCUGAUGGAGACCCUGACGUACGAGCAGAGCUCAGUGGACCGCUCCGGCGCCGCGCAGGGGUUGGCCGAGGUCAUGGCCGGUCUGGGAGUGGAGAAGCUGGAGAAGCUGAUGCCCGAGAUCGUGGCCACGGCCAGCAAAGUGGACAUUGCCCCCCACGUCCGAGAUGGCUACAUCAUGAUGUUCAACUACUUGCCGAUCACCUUUGGAGACAAGUUCACCCCUUACGUGGGGCCCAUCAUCCCCUGCAUCCUCAAGGCCCUGGCCGACGAGAACGAGUUCGUCCGGGACACCGCCCUGCGUGCCGGACAGAGGAUCAUCUCGAUGUACGCGGAGACAGCCAUCGCGCUCCUGCUGCCGCAGCUCGAGCAAGGUCUCUUUGAUGACCUCUGGAGGAUAAGGUUCAGCUCCGUGCAGCUCCUUGGAGACCUUCUGUUCCAUAUCUCGGGCGUCACUGGCAAAAUGACCACAGAAACGGCCUCCGAGGAUGACAACUUUGGCACUGCCCAGUCCAACAAGGCGAUCAUCAGUGCCCUGGGAGUGGAGCGGCGGAACCGCGUCUUGGCCGGGCUGUACAUGGGCCGCUCCGACACUCAGCUGGUCGUGCGGCAGGCCUCUCUGCACGUCUGGAAGAUCGUGGUCUCCAACACGCCCCGCACUCUUCGGGAGAUCUUGCCCACGCUCUUUGGCCUCCUGCUGGGCUUCCUGGCGAGCACUUGCUCAGAUAAGCGAACGAUUGCUGCCCGGACUUUGGGGGAUCUUGUCCGGAAGCUGGGGGAGAAGAUCCUGCCAGAGAUCAUCCCCAUCUUGGAGGAAGGCCUGAGAUCUGAGAAAAGUGACGAGAGGCAGGGCGUGUGUGUGGGACUCAGUGAGAUCAUGAAGUCCACCAGCAGGGACGCGGUGCUGUUCUUCUCUGAGUCCCUGGUGCCCACAGCCAGGAAAGCCUUGUGCGACCCCCUGGAGGAGGUGCGGGAGGCGGCCGCCAAGACCUUCGAGCAGCUCCACUCCACCAUCGGCUACCAGGCUCUGGAGGACAUCUUGCCCUUCUUGCUGAAGCAACUGGACGACGAGGAGAUGUCAGAAUUUGCCUUGGACGGUCUAAAGCAGGUCAUGGCUGUCAAAAGUCGCGUGGUGCUGCCCUACCUGGUGCCCAAACUGACGUCUCCACCCAUCAACACGCGGGUGCUGGCCUUCCUUUCCUCCGUGGCGGGCGACGCUCUGACCCGCCAUCUCGGGGUGAUCCUGCCGGCCGUCAUGUCCGCCCUGAAGGAGAAGCUGGGCACCAGCGACGAGGCGCAGGAGAUGGCAAACUGUCAGGCGGUCAUCUUGUCGGUGGAUGACGAUGCCGGUCACCGGAUCAUCAUCGAGGACCUGCUGGAAGCCACGCGCAGCCCCGAGGUGGGCAUGAGGCAGGCGGCCGCCAUCAUCCUCAACAUCUACUGCUCCAAGUCCAAGGCGGAUUACACGGGGCACCUGCGCGGCCUCGUCUCGGGCCUGCUCCGCCUCUUCAAUGACUCCAACAGCGUGGUCCUGGAUGAGAGCUGGGACGCCUUGAACGCCAUCACCAAGAAGUUGGACGCCGGGAACCAGCUGGCCCUGAUCGAGGACCUGCACAGAGACAUCCGCAUGGUGGGCAACGAGGCCAAGGGGGAGCACGUGCCGGGAUUCUGCAUUCCCAAAAAGGGAGUAACCUCGAUACUCCCGGUGCUGCGGGAGGGAGUCCUGACCGGCAACCCCGAGCAGAAGGAGGAGGCGGCCAGAGCCCUGGGCUUGGUGAUCAGACUGACCUCCGCCGAAGCCUUGAAGCCCUCCGUGGUCAGCAUCACCGGCCCUCUGAUUCGUAUCCUGGGAGACCGCUUCAGCUGGAACGUGAAAGUGGCGCUGCUGGAGACCCUGAGCCUCCUCCUGGCCAAGGUCGGGAUCGCCCUGAAGCCCUUCCUGCCUCAGCUGCAGACGACCUUCACCAAGGCGCUCCAGGACUCCAACCGGGCGGUGCGUCUGAAAGCUGCCGACGCCUUGGGCAAGCUCAUUGCCAUUCACAUCAAGGUGGACCCCCUCUUCACUGAGCUUCUGAAUGGAAUACGCUCCACCGAGGACUCGGGGAUCAGGGACACCAUGCUGCAAGCCCUGCGGUUUGUGACCCAAGGAGCGGGGGGCAAAGUGGACACGGCCAUUCGGAAGAGCCUCACCACCGUCCUGCUCGGCAUGCUGGGACACGACGAGGACGCCACAAGGAUGGCCUCUGCCGGCUGCCUGGGGGAGCUGUGCGCCUUUCUAACCGAGGAGGAGCUGAAUGCUGUGCUCCAGCAGCACCUGCUGGCGGACGUGUCUGGAAUCGAUUGGAUGGUCCGGCACGGGCGGAGCCUGGCGCUUUCCGUGGCUGUGAACGUGACUCCAGGCCGACUGUGUGCAGCCAAAUACCUCCCGGGCGUCCAGGAGAUGAUUCUCAGCAACGCCACGGCAGACAGGAUCCCCAUUGCGGUGAGCGGUAUCCGGGGCAUGGGCUUUCUGAUGAAGUAUCACAUUGAAUCGGAAGAGGGGAACCUGCCCAGCAAGCUCACCAGCCUCUUCAUUAAGUGUUUGCAGAAUCCAUCCAGUGACAUCAAGCUUGUGGCGGAGAAGAUGAUCUGGUGGGCCAACAAAGAGCCCCUGCCCUCCCUGGACCCUCAGGUCAUCAAACCGGUCCUAAAGGCCCUUUUAGACAACACGAAGGACAAGAACACCAGCGUGAGAGCCUACAGCGACCAGGCCAUCGUCAACCUCCUGAAGAUGAGAGAGGGCGACGAGGUUCUCCAGUCUGUCUCCAAGAUCCUGGAUGUGGCCAGCUUGGAGCUUCUGAAUGAGAGCUGCCGGAGGUCCCUGAAGAAGCUGGCCGGCCAGGCCGACUCGGUGGAACAGAUCGAUGACACCAUUCUCACGUGACGCCCAGGCCCGCCGAGCUGAGUGUGGCCCCAGCCUUUCGAAUCUGCACCAAUUCUCAGUGUUUUCAUUUUUGAAAAUGUUCAUUCAUUCUGCCUGGGGCAUAGGAGACAGGGUUCCCAGAGAAUAUCUUACUCUCUAAACAGACCACAGCCAAAGCCUUAAUCAGACCCACACACAACUGAAAUGGCCUCCCAUCCUCACCCUCUCCUCUAGGGACAGACAGACAGCGCGCACACGAGCCUCCCCACCAGCCCGCGGCCCACGGGGCCCGCUCGGGCAGCCGCAGAGCCGAACCAUCCGUUCUGGGCCGAAGCCCGAGCCGGUACCGGUCCUUUGCACAGCCCUACACACCAGGCCUGGGGAGGUGGAUGUGCUUGGGGGGGAGGGGAGGGUCACUGGGUUUGGCUUUUUACUGCUGUGCUGCUUGUGACCGGCUCAGUACACCAAGCUCUUAGCAGACUAAAAUGAUAUUUAAAUAGCCUUAGCAAUUAACAAGUGUGAGUUGGGGGGAGGGGGGUUAAAUGCAGGCUGUUUAAAGGACAAAUGUUUAAUAAAGGCUUUGAUUUAAUCUUGAUGCCAACCGCUCUGUCCUUUCUCCAGAGAUUGCUCAAGUAGACUCCGGAGAAGGAGGCUUUACAGUCGCUCUCUUUCACCCGAGGUCGUGUUUUACCUUUAGCCCAGCUGUCCUGAACUUGGAAGCAGACGUUGACCUCUGACACUGCCCCCUCCCUCUAGCCUGUGCUGAUGUCCUAGUUCUUUCUGAAUGGAAGAGAAGCUUCUUGCCAUGUAGAUCUUAUCAGAGCGAAGUUUCUUUGCCGGGCUUGCAUCAGAACCGAGCGGUGCGGGAAGCUCGCUCCUUCCUUUUUUGUGGGGACUAGCAGUCAGAUCUGUGCUUGGGGAAGGCAGUGUGCUGAGUAGCCAGUUCCCUGUUCUCCAUUCUAAAGCUGAAGGGUAAGGUUGGGUCCUUCUGGAAGGAAAUGAACCUUGGAAGAAAACCCACCACUGGUGGCGAAAGAGCCCCGUUCUUGGGGUGAGCAGCUUACGAGAGGAAACCAGAGAGGCAGAUCAGCAUCUGCCUGGCUUAUGAAUGACUUCCUUCCUCUCGGUUCUUAGAAGGCUCGUGACGCUGGCCUGCGUCCUGUCCUCCAGAGCACACCCGCCCAACUGUGCCCGUGACAUCAUCUUUUCUGGGCCAUUUCCCUCAAUGCUCCUGUCAGAACUAUGGACUGAGACUGUUAGGAAAAGAAAGAAAAAGAAGAAAAUGAAGGCUUCAAAAAGGUAUAAAACACGAGAGACAAAUAAAUCCCAUCAUCGGUAGGGGACUGUGGCUACCUGUGUUCGGUGCCAGCAGUGGAGGACUCACUUCUUUUUGAGGAGGAGGACGACAAAGUGACCUCGAGGGUCUCUGCACUCUUGGAUAAAGUGCCUUCUGUCUCACAGACUCAUGUGAGCUUCUUGCAUCCAUAGCGCAUCCAUAGCAGUCUCAGUUGCCUCCUCCCAGGGCUGAAAGGCACCUCAAGAGGUCUGCUGAAUAGACAUCCCCCACAAAGGAACUCUCAUGGUAACCAUGGUAACUGCUUCCCAUUUCCAAGAUCCCAGUAGCCAUUGGUACCCUCACAGUGGUCCAGGGCAUCAGCCUGGAAAACUGCCUGCCUACGUGCUGUUGAUUAGCUCUGGCGUCAUCUGAGAGCUGAGUUAGGAGAGUCUGCAAGCUCUGACCGCCGCCAGUGGGAGUGCUGAGGCAUGUGGAGAGCCAGAGGGGAUCUCUCUCUUUUUUUUUUCUCUUCCCCCUUAUGACCCUUAAAACUGUUGUAUCCUGCCUUCAGCCUUCGGUUCCAGAAUCCUGAUGAAUGGAAGGUGGAAGACAUAUUCAAGAAAAUUCAUGUGCUUUGCUAAAAUUUUAAAAAACAACAAAAAGUCCCAAUGUACCUGGUUCCGUUCCAGAAAAUGGAGAAAGUAGAGUCCUUUCUGUUCAGAAUAGAAGAGACAAGGUUGAUUCACAAGUGGAAGCAAUUCAGGGGCUCAGCCAAGUAGCUUAAAUGGCUUUUUCUGAGCCUUUGGGAAGGUGUGAGGUGAAAGGCUGUCACCAAGAGAGCGACCGAGGCCGUGGAGAAAAGACUUCAUCAGUUUGGGGGGCAGGUCCUCAAAAACAAACUGGGUUCUCGAUGCUACUAGGCAAGACCAGGGAACAGUAGGCUGGACUUGCAAGUCGAGAAGAUCGGAGUUCUAAUCCUGCCUCUUGACACUAACUGUGACUCUGGGCAAAUCACUUAACCUAUUACAUGAAGUUGCCUUGUCUCUAAGAUAAGGGGGUUGGUCCAAAGGCCUCUGCUGUGUCCCAUCCAUGGUCCUGUAAUCACAUUCAUAGAAUGAAAGUCCUUGACGCCUAUGAAGUGCUAGAUCACCGAGGGUGAGUGGGGCCUGGCACUGACACAGGAGGCCUAAGGACCUUCCCCAUGUUGGUCCCAAUCAUCCCCUGGCUUUUGCUGCCCAGUGUUCCAACUACUAUGAUUUCCAUCUCUUUCCAGUGUUUGCAGGAGGGGGGAGAGAGUAGAUAUUUUGUGGGCUCCAAAUAACCUCCUCUCCAAGUAUGAUUUGUAACCAGUGGAAAGUUGAAGCUCAUGAUCAUGUAGCAUAAAAAAUUGCUCUUUUCAUGGGUCUCCAUAAAGUGAGGAGACUCGACUAGAUGGAUGGGCUAAUUUAUUAUUCCCAGGGAGGUCAUUGGGAUCCUUAAAAGUGUCAAGUUGGCCUUUGGGGAGGAGCUAGAACUUCCUCCUACUGAAGCAGUAUUGGUGAGUUUUGAGUUAGCGUUCACAUAUCCACGAUACUUUUUGGUUACUCUCCAAAGAAAGCAGUCGCGUGUCAGCUGUGGUUGUAGAGGCUGGAUUUGGAAUGAGGACCUGGGCUGAAUCCCAGACUUUGCCCCUUGGCAUCACAUGCAUCCAGAUGCAAAAACUGGUUUUUGUGUCUUGGGAUAGAUGGUUGUGACGUGCCCCCUACCCGGACAGUGGUAAUCUCCCGUAUUGUUGGGUAAGAAAAGUGUUCUGAUCUUGAAAAAUGGAAGGGAACCACGAGAGACUCAAACCUCCCCACAAAUGUGAGGUUCAGCUCUCGGCUGCCCCUUAUUUGGGGGAAGUUAACUUAUCUCUCUGGGCCUCACUAAAAUGAGACUUGGUCUCAAUUUCUGCUAAACCCACGAUUCUAAGAACAGCUCCCCAAGUUACACACCUCCCAUGAGCCACAUGGAUGUACAUAUGAUCUUGCUGUCACCCAUAAAUGUACCGCCGCCAUAUUUAAGAAUUCCAAAAUAGGAUCAUCAUCUAUUUUCCAUUUCUCUGCCUCUCUCCCCUCACCCCACUCUUGUCCCUCCUGUGACCUCUGCUCCCUUUAUCCCUCAGUUCUCCCCCUGGCCAUCAUCCCUGUCCUAGUUAAUCUCUCUUCUCUUGACCAUCUUGAACAGCUCCAUUGUCCCGUUCUGCCAUACUGCACCAUACAAAUGGAUGGUCUCUCCCACCAUCCACAGCCUUCCCAAUAGAGAAAAUUGCCCAACAAACACUUCUAACUGGGGCCACUGCAAACUGAUGUCACACUACCUCACUGGGCCCUUACUGCUGCUGGGCAAGCCUGUUUCUCCCUUAGCUCGUUCUCCCGCUCUGCCCCAAGGAUCCUCCAGAUCUCAUCCUUCUUCAAACCUCCCGGGCUUCUCUUCUUCCUUUGUAGCCAGGAAUCUUGCCUUACAUUUUAGAGAAAAAAAUUGAAGCCAUCUGCUGGGAACUUCCUUUUCUCCCUCAUCUCCUGUCAGACGCCUUCUGCCAUUCUCCUUCACUCCUCUUGGAAAAUGGUGACCUUAGUCCUUGCCAAGGCUAGGUUGUAAACUCCUUGACGGAAGGGACUUUUUUGUAUUCCUAACAUUUUGUACAGUGUCUGGCACACAAUAGGUACUUAAUGUUUACUGACGGGUCAUGAUUUACAAUUAUCUUUCCAAUCGCCAAAUCUCAGACUUGGAAGAGAUCUAAAAAAAUUAUCUUAUCCAACAUGUAUCAGAACAAGAUCUUUUUUUAUUAUAUAUCUAAUCAACUAUUGUCUGGGGGCAAUUAGGCAGGACUGGGUGGCACAGUGGAUAGAGCACCAACCCUGGAGUAGGGAAGACUUAAGUUCAAAUCCAGCCUCCGAUACUUCCUUAGCUAGUCACUUCACCCUGAUUGCCUCAGCUUCCUCAUCCAUAAAGAGAGCUAGAUGGAAAAGGAAAUGACAAACUCCUCCUGUACUUUUGCCAGGAGAAACCCAAAUGGGGUCACAAAAAAUUAGCAGUGUCUGGAGUUGGGAAAACUUUGAGUUCAUAUUUGGUUUCAGAUACUGGCUGGGCAAAUUGCUUAGCCUGUUUGCCUCAAUUUCCUCAUCUGUAAAAUGAAAUUAAUACUAGCAUCUUCUAGGAUAGUUGUGAGGCUCAAGUGAGAAUAAUAUUUAUAAAGCAUUUAGCACAGUGCGAGACCUAGUAGGUAUUACAUAAAUGUUGGCUAUUAUUAUUAUUGCCUGGAGAUUUCCAGGGAGAGGAACUCGCUCAUGUCAUUUUGUGGUAGAGUCAACUGUCAAAUUUUCCUGACAUCAAAGCUAACUGCUCUCUGGCAGUUUCCUCUCAAUUAUUCCAAGUUUUGUCCUCUAGGACCAAGCAGAAAAAGUUCAAAUUCCUUUUCCCCUUUAAAUACUUGAAGACAUCGAUCAUGUCUUCUCCUUUUUCCUCCGGAUAAAAUCCCCCCCGUUUCCUUUAAUCCAGUUCCUCAUACGGCAUAAUCGUGAGACUCUGCCAUCCUUGUAAGCCCUCCUCUGGAAACACUCCAGCUUGCAAAUGCCCAGAACAGAUUCAACUCUCCAGAUGUCAUCUGCCCAAUGGGACGCUCCCUUCUCUAGUUCUAGAAUCUCUUGUCUUUUUUUAUGCUUUUCAGUCUGUAGUCAGACAUCAGUUCUUCCUCUGGGUGUGGCUGGCAUUUUUCAUCCUGAGACUUUUCAGAUUGGUCGUGGAUCAUUGUAUUGCUGAGAAUAGCAGUUUUUUCAUCCCACAACAUUGCUAUUACUUGGUACACAGCACAUUUCACUUUGCACCAGCUCGUGGUGGACUCUCCAAGUUUUUCCGAGAGCAUCCUGACCUAUGUCUCUUGUAAUGUAGCUGAGGCUGACACUUUCAGUGGCUGACCUCACCCAGCCAGCUCCUGGGGGAGCUGGUGUGAAACGGGAGCUGCUCUUUGGGAGAGAAAAGAUCUUUCUUCUGCUCCAGUCUGGAGGAUUUUGCUAAGGCUUCGCUGGAGAAGAGGCAGGGCCAUCAUUGGCCCCGGGAAAACAAGAACAGUUAAGUGUCAGAAUCAGGUGACAGAGCUGAGGAGGGCUUCCUGGGGAGGGAAGGGAGUAAGCAGAAGUAAGUCAUGAAUGUUUUCUGAGAGAUGGCAGAAGCCAGGCUCUCGGGGACAUAGCAGAAUAAUACGUGUGAGGAACAGGGGAGUAACAGGUAAGCCUGUGAAUGGAGAAAGCUUUGUAGCGCCAUUUAGGCUGGGUGUAAAAACACUGGAGCUAUUUUGUUUGCAGUGAUGUGGAUGAGUAGUAGGAUGUUUUUAUAAUGAUAACUGGCAUGUUGUAUUUUUGUUUUAGAUUUUAUUAUUAUUAUAGCUUUUUAUUUGCAAAACAUGCAUGGAUAAUUUUUCAACACUGACCCUUGCAAAAUCUUCUGUUCCAACUUUUCCCCUUGUUCCCUCCACCCUCUCCCCUAGAUGGCAGGUAAUCCCAUCCAUAUUAAAUAUAUUAAAGUAUAUGUUAAAUCCAAUACAUGUAUACAUAUUUAUACAGUUAUCUUGUUGCACAAGAAAAAUCAAAUCUAGAAGUAAAAAAAAUCUGAGAAGGAAAACAAAAAUGCAAUCAAACAACAACAGAGAGAGUGGAAAUACUAUGUUGUGGUCCACACUCAGUUCCCAUAGUUAUCUGGUGCAGAUGACUCCUUUCAUCACUGAACAAUUGGAACUGGUUUGAAUGAUCUCAAUGUUGAAGAGAACCGUGUCCAUCAGAAUUGAUUGUCGUAUAUGUAGUCUUCUUGUUACCAUGUAUAAUCUCCUGGUUCUGCUCAUUUCACUUAGCAUCAGUUCCUGUAAGUUUCCCCAGUCCUCUCUGAAAUCAUCCUGCUGGUCAUUUCUUACAGAACAAUAGUAUUCCAUAACAUUCAUAUACCACAAUUUAUUCAGCCAUUGUCCAAUUAAUUGGUGGGGAUCCAUUCAGUUUCCAGUUUCUGGCCACUACAAAAAGGGCUCUGGCAUAUUGUACUUUAAGAUCAGCAAAGUAAAGAUGCUGAAAUAAGAACAGAAUAUAGUUUUCUUCCCUUCCCCUUCUUCUUAAUUCAUGUGUUUCUCUGUAGACCAAAUAACUUUAUUAUUUAAAAUAAAACACUUCUUUUUCUA
This is a messenger RNA of Antechinus flavipes (yellow-footed antechinus), 14517 nucleotides long. RefSeq names its product GCN1 activator of EIF2AK4 (gene GCN1). Bases 59 to 8080 code for a protein of 2673 amino acids. The record is from RefSeq and is a predicted model, not a curated record. Gene Ontology annotation, molecular function: protein kinase regulator activity. NCBI's taxonomy places the organism in Eukaryota, Metazoa, Chordata, Mammalia, Dasyuromorphia, Dasyuridae. Gene Ontology annotation, cellular component: cytosol. Gene Ontology annotation, biological process: regulation of translation; cellular response to amino acid starvation. The transcript has 58 exons.